Messenger RNA from Callithrix jacchus (white-tufted-ear marmoset), 688 nucleotides. The record is from RefSeq and is a predicted model, not a curated record. Lineage: Eukaryota; Metazoa; Chordata; Mammalia; Primates; Cebidae.
UUUCAAGGCUGUGAAAUAAUCCCCUCUGUCUGUCUGAUUUCUGGGAUGGUUUUGGUGGGGAAGGCCAAUUCUAGAUGCCCCUGGCCACAAGAGUUUUGUCCCAAAUAUGAUUGGUGGUGCCUCUCAAGCUGAUUUGGCUGUGCUGGUAAUUUCAGCCAGGAAAGGAGAGUUUGAAACUGGAUUUGAAAAAGGAGGACAGACAAGAGAACAUGCAAUGUUGGCAAAGACAGCAGGUGUAAAACACUUAAUUGUGCUAAUUAAUAAGAUGUAUGAUCCAACGGUAAAUUGGAGCAAUGAGAGAUAUGAAGAAUGUAAAGAGAAACUAGUGCCAUUUUUGAAAAAAGUUGGCUUCAGUCCCAAAAAGGACAUUCACUUCAUGCCCUGCUCAGGACUUAUUGGAGCAAAUCUCAAAGAGCAGUCAGAUUUCUGUCCUUGGUACAUUGGAUUCCCGUUUAUUCUGUAUCUGGAUAAUUUGCCAAACUUCAGUAGAUCAGUUGAUGGACCAAUCAGGCUGCCAAUUGUGGAUAAGUACAAGGAUAUGGGCACUGUGGUCCUGGGAAAGCUGGAAUCAGGAUCUAUUUGUAAAGGUCAGCAGCUUGUGAUGAUGCCAAACAAGCACAAUGUGGAAGUUCUUGGAAUACUUUCUGAUGAUGUAGAAACUGAUACUGUAGCCCCAGGAUCUUCUUCU